Molecule: messenger RNA, 1623 nt
Organism: Elgaria multicarinata webbii
Lineage: Eukaryota; Metazoa; Chordata; Lepidosauria; Squamata; Anguidae
Product: solute carrier family 2, facilitated glucose transporter member 5-like
Exons: 12
Coding region: 1-1428 (475 amino acids)
Biological process (GO): monosaccharide transmembrane transport
Cellular component (GO): plasma membrane
Molecular function (GO): hexose transmembrane transporter activity
Source: RefSeq, a predicted model, not a curated record
AUGAAUCCAGAGCCCAAGAACCAGGAGCUGACAAAGCUGCUAGUCUUAGCUACAGUGACAUCCUCUUUCGGAACAUUCCAGCAUGGGUACAGCAUCUGGACAAUUCAAAACCCUGCUGUGACUGUACUGGAAUUUGGCAACAUAACAUCUGACAAGGAGGACAGGAGCAUCUCGGCAGGGUCCUUCGCCAUCGUCAUGUUCUCCUUCCCGUUGGGAGGCGUUCUCGGCUCGCUUGCACUUCGCUACCUGGUGGACAAUUUGGGCAGAAAAGGGGCCUUGCUGCUAACAAACUUUUUCACCAUGCUCUCUUCUGCCCUCUUGGGACUUUCCAAAGUAGUAAAUGUCUUCGAAUACGCCGUCUUCUCACGUUUCCUUUCUGGAAUAUGUUCAGGUGCAUUUUCCAAUAUGGUCCCGUUGUACAUCGAAGAAAUCUCCCCCGUCAACCUCAGGGGAUCCCUCACCAUGGUACCCACUUUGUUCCUCAACCUUGGCCACUUGGUGGCUCAGACCCUGGGCUACCACACGCUCCUGGGGAAUCCAAAAGGUUACCCGCUUCUGUUGGGCUUCAGCGGGAUCGUGGCCUUCUUAAGCUUCACCCUGCUGCUCUUCUGCCCCGAAAGCCCGAGAUUUCUGUGGAUUCAGAAGCAGAAGGAAGGGAAAGCCAAGAAAAUCUUACAGCAGCUGAGAGGCGCAGAGGAUGUGGAGGACGAGAUCGGAGACCUCCGCCUGGAGGCCCUCGCCGAGAAGGCGGAACGGAACAUGACGGUGCUGAAGCUUCUUCGUUGCCAACAGCUCCGGUGGCACGUGAUCUCCGUCGUUGUCUUGAUGGUGGGGAUCCAAAUAGCUGGUGUCAUCGGGGUGUACGAUUAUUCAGAGAGAAUUUACAACUCCGCGGCAGCGGAUAAGAGGAAAAAUCGAUUCUUAACUAUAGGGCUAAAUUGUCUCACUUUCAGUGUGGCCUUCGGAACGAUGUACACCGUUGACAGUGUGGGACGGAGAUUUUUGCUUCUCCUCGGCUUCAUGAUCUGCAACAUGUCCUGUAUUCUGUUAGCCCUGUCCCUCGAAAUUCAGGCCAAAGUUCCAUCCAUGAUUUACGUCAGUGGCAUUUUGCUCAACGUCUUCUUCGCCGGCCACAUGAUCGGGCCAGGUUCGAUUCCCUACAUAGUAUCCGGAGAAAUAUUCCUCCAGUCCUCCCGGGCCUCAGCUUACGUGAUUGGAGGAUUCGCGAACUGGUUCUCGAGGAUUCUUUUGGGGGUGAUAUUCGUUCAGAUGGAGCCGCACAUCGGGCCAUUUUCCUUGUUCAUCUUCUGGCCUCUCUCCAUGGCCACCUUUGUUUAUAUUUUCAAGAUGAUCCCAGAAACCAGCUGCACGACCUUUUUGGAGAUCCAGAAGCUCAUGGAAGUUCGCAUUGCCGAAAGAAAUAUGUAAAGAGCCCCCGGAGAGAAUCCCGGGCUUGCUUAGUUCUGCGGCGCUGAUCUGAAGACGACGGGGCUGUCCUUCCGUAGUCUUGACGCGUCGGCGUUUGGAGCGGUUUCCCUUCUGGUCCGGAGGAACGGCUUGGCCUUCUCCUCGCGCGCCCAGGCCGCGAAUUUGGUUUCUUCAUUAAACGCUGAAGUGCAGACU